AUGAUAAAGGCCUCCCUUGCCCAUUACAUCGGUUGCCCAAUAUCCAAGAGUUCACAACUUGCGUUACAAGCUGAUGGUCGUACUCCGCUCUCUAUUGUCGGCGAAACCCGCCUGUCAUUGUCCCGUAAUGGCAAGACCCUUACCCUCGAGGCUCUUGUUGUAGAAGACCUUGAUGUUGAUAUCCUCGCCGGAACACCUUUCAUGACCUGCAACGACAUUGCUGUCCGACCCGCAAAGCAUGAAAUUAUCAUCGCUGGUUCUGACAUUGUACCCUAUGGGUCCCCCAAUAGUUUCUUCAAAUACCAUGUUGUCAGAUAUUGUCAUGUAUUGCGUGCACCUCCUACGAACACCACUAUUUGGCCUGGUGGUUUCCUCGAGGUUGAUAUCCCUAUUGACUUUCCACCCGAUACCCAACUUGCUGUUGAGCCCCGGGUCGAUUCUACUUCGUGUCAAUCAAUUAAGUCCUCCCAUGCAUGGCCCCAACCCGGUAUUCUUGAGUCUGUCGGCAGAAAGCUUAGACUUGUCAAUUGUUCCACCGAGCCGAUCUUUAUUAAAAAGAACGACCACAUAUGCCAGGCUCGCCUCGUUACAAGCAGCUCCCCUCCACAAACGCAAGUGCCCAGCUCACCAGACCUUGGACCCCCACCCCUACCACUCCACACUCCUGGAUAUCAUUCAGAGCAAGUUUCCGUAGAUCCCGACGGCAUUUUCUCACCUGACGAGAAGCGCGACACUCUCUCUCUCUUGAAGGAGUUUGAUCGUGUAUUCGAUCCUGUUAUACCCGGGUACAACGGCGCCGCCGGUCCCAUCGAAGGUGUCGUCAACAUGGGUCCAGUUCAACCCCCCCAGCGAAAAGGUCGUAUGCCCCAGUAUGCUCGCGGUCAACUAGAGCAAUUGCAGACUAA
Molecule: messenger RNA, 905 nt
Organism: Paramuricea clavata
Lineage: Eukaryota; Metazoa; Cnidaria; Anthozoa; Malacalcyonacea; Plexauridae
Source: the annotation of a GenBank genome assembly